UUGGGUUGCAGGUUUAACGUACUCUUUAGCACAGUAGCGUGAGAUGUUUGUACGUAAGUGUCGAUGUGAAUCACAAGUUCGUUCACCGGUUGUUUUUUAAACAAAUGGGAAAUUAUCACGUUUUAGAAUGUAAUUUGAUGCUAAUGUUGGCGUUUUGGUGAAGAGAAACAUAUAAAUUAGGGGUGAAGAUUGUCCUUUGUUUUAUAUUCUACAUCUGGUGGUGUUUUUAGCGAACUAGCUAGGUGGAUAAAUAGAUAAGUGGAUAAAUAGAUAGUAGAUAAAUAGAUAGUAGAUAAGUGGAGAUCCAGUCGUAAAUUGAAUGGAAUUUAAAUAAAUUAGUUUUAAAGUUUACAAAUCAGAAGAUUCCUCUGACAAGUCAAUGAUUUAAUGAUGGACGUUGUGUAUGUGUGCGAGUGGGACAAGAGAACCAAAAGCAACCACUGUCCUUCAAUCCCACUGGUGUGUGCGUGGUCCUGCAGGAACCUCAUCGCCUUCACUACUGACCUGAAAAAUGAAGAUGAAGACAGAGAUCUCAGUCAUAUGAUCCAUAUCAUUGACGUUGAGCAUCCCUGGGACGUCUACUCCAUCAACUCUGGUCAUGCAGAAGUUAUCUCAUGCCUUGAAUGGGACCAAUCAGGGUCCAGGCUGCUCUCGGCAGAUGGGGAUGGACAGAUCAAGUGCUGGGCAAUGACAGAACACCUGGUGAACAGCUGGGAGAGUACACAAAGCAGCUCGGUUGAGGGUGACCCUAUUGUCGCUCUGUCAUGGCUGCACAAUGGAGUGAAGCUUGCUUUGCAUGUAGAGAAGUCCGGUUCCACCAACUUUGGCGAGAAGUUCUCAAGGGUAAAGUUCUCUCCAUCGCUUACUCUCUUUGGUGGGAAACCUAUGGAGGGCUGGUUGGCUGUGACGGUGAGCGGCCUUGUGAGCGUGUCCCUGCUGAAGCCAAACGGCACGCUGCUUUCAGCCAGCGAGAGCCUGAGCCGCCUGCGUGGCCGCGUUGCCCUGGCUGACAUCGCGUUCACAGGCGGUGGCAACAUCGUAGUGGCCACGACAGACGGCAGCAGCUCCUCGCCUGUGCAGUUCUACAAGGUGUGCGUGAGCGUUGUGAGCGAGAAAUGUCGCAUCGACACCGAGCUGUUGCCUUCGCUCUUCAUGCGCUGCACCACCGACCCAGUGCGCCGCAACAAAUACCCUGCUGUCACACACCUCAAAUUUCUCACAAGGGAAAACUCUGAGCAGGUAUUAAUCUGUGCAUCCAGUCAGAUGGGUAGCAUCGUAGAGUGCUGGUCCUUACGGAAAGAGGGACUCCCGGUCAAUAAUAUCUUUCAGCACCGCUCACCCGUUGUCGGAGAAAAGCAGCCGAUGAUCCUGAAGUGGCGAAUCCUUUCUGCCACAAACGACCUGGACCGUGUUUCCGCAGUGGCGCUGCCUAAACUGCCCAUCUCAAUUUCCAACACUGACCUUAAAGUGGCCUCAGACACAAAGUUUUGCCCAGGCCUUGGCCUGGCUUUGGCCUUCCACGAUGGCACUAUUCAGAUACUACACCGUCUGUCCCUCCAAACCAUGGGUGUGUUCCCUGGGACUACCGGCUCUUCUCAGCGGGUGGGGGACGAGCCGACGAUUAAACGCCAGAGAACUGGAGGUCCCACUGUGCACUUCAAAGCCCUGCAGUUCUCCUGGACUUCUUUGGCUCUGGUCGGUGUGGAUAACCAUGGAAAGCUGCACAUGAUCCGUGUAUCGCCCUCCAUGGGCCAGAUGUUGGACAUGAACAUUCUGCUGCGCCAUCUAUUGUUCCUGCUGGAGUACUGUAUGGUGACAGGCUACGACUGGUGGGACGUGCUGCUGCAUGUGCAACACAGCAUGGUACAUAACCUGGUCGAGAAACUCCAUGAAGAGUACAUGAGACAGAAUCAGGCAUUACAGCAGGUGCUGUCGACCCGAAUCGUAGCUGUAAAGGCUUCUCUGUGCAAACUGUCUUUAGCUACAGCAGCCCGGGCGUGUGACUUCUACGCCAAGCUGCUCCUCAUCGCCAUCAGCUCCACACUUAAAUCUCUGCUGAGGCCCCACGUUCUCAACACACCAGACAAGAGCCCAGGAGACCGGCUGGCAGAGAUCUGCACUAAGAAUACAGACACUGAUAUUGACAAGGUAAUGAUCAACCUGAAGACGGAGGAGUUUGUUCUGGAUGGGCCUCCGCUCCAGUCCCUGCAGCAGCUCAUUCAGUGGGUGGGAGAUUUUGUGUUGUAUCUGCUGGCCAACCUACCCAACCAGAUUGAAGCUUGUCAUGACGGAUAUUUAAAUGUAAAAUCAUCGAAUCAAUGUAGAAUCAACCCAAAGGAAGUAUAUUUACAAUACCAUUAUAUUAUAGCAUCGUUUUUUUUUUUCAACUCCAAACACAAAAUCUCUCCACCGCAUUUCUAAUAAAACCAUCAAGGCUCUUAAAAUCGACUGUUGGUUUGAAAAGCUAUUUUCAACGCUAUCAAGUCUAUUGACAGGAUGGAUAAAUGCAGUUUAAGUGGUUUCUCUCAGUCCGGGAUCUCCCACUAUGUGCUAACCUUCCAAUCAGAGCCAAAGCAUUAGUUACCUUCUGACUUACAGGUUUUGUUCUUCACCCAGAAGUACCACACUGCUGAUGUAUAUGUAACCCAUAGAGAAAUAAGGGCUACUAUAUUGUAGUUCCGCUCCCAACCAUAGGGGGAGCUGGGGAACUGACUCGAUUAGAGCCUAUGGUUAUCGGCAUUUUUCUCUUUUUUUUGCUACUUCUCGUGAAUGCCAGCAGAAAAUAAACCUUCUAAAAUUCUACCACCAGCUGAAUUAACAUUUUCUAAAAUCCUAAAACCAGCAGAAAGCAGAAAACCCAGGAAAAAUUCCAAAUAGAAACAAUUGAAACUCCGAUUGGUUUUUUUUGAGUACUAGAAAGUCUGGAUGAACCGAGAUGGCGAGCCUAGCCUGCGAGACUGGUAGAUGAUCUUUAACGGAGUGGCCAGCCGUUGAUUUGUCACCAGAGGAAUCCUGAUUUAAGUCGAGAGUGCCAGUUAAGGCAUUAUUCUUCACACACAGUAGUGUUACAAUAAGUGCAUUGGUGGACAAGGAAAUUAAUGUUCACUUAAAUACACAUUCACCGAACUUUGUACCCAUAUUCCACAUUCACUUACGGAACCAAUUGCACAUUUAAGGGGAAUUUAUUUUCUAUUAUUUUAAAGAGCUCUUAAUUCUUUUUCUGUUUCAACAUUGUUGUACCAAUUAUUUUCACUGUUGUAAGAAGGCAAUAAAAUUGUCAGUUGUUCAACUCAAUCGGGGCUUCUCUUGUGAAUUGGCCCAACCUACCUCUCAUCGAACCUAGGUAGAUGUUAGCGUCCCUUAGUUACUUCCAUAAGAUCAACACCAUAGGCGCUACAUAUACAUUCGUGAGGCCCCAGUUUUAGUAACAAAUACAAAAUAGUUUUAGUAGAAUGCUUAGAUCUGAGGUGAUCUGUUAAAGACUAAUUACUUCUGUGGUAAUUAAAUUCAGCUUUGCCUGAUGAAAACAAAAGUAAUCUGAAGAAGUAGGAGUUUGCAAAGUUUUAAAGUGAAACCUUCUGACUAAAGCUAGUUCCUUGAUGGUUCGGUUCGGUGGCACAUAGUUAAUUUUGACAUCACUAUUAAAGAGUACAGUCAAUAAAGUGACAUUGGGCAAAUUUGUGAUCUUCAUUCCAGGGCCUGAGGGCAAUAGCUCCUAAGAACUGCUUAAUUGCCCCUUUUCCACCAAAAAGAACCGGGUGCUGGUUCAGAGCUAGUGCUGGUGCUGGUUCAAAGUUUUCCUUUCCAUCGGUUAGAGAGCCGUCACAGUGCCGAGUCUGACGGCACUGUAUACGUGUCACGUUACACAGCAACAUUAGCGCAGCGGCAAACACAACAACAACAAUGGCCGAUGUUGCUUUACUGUUAAUGCUCAUGGCUUUGUGAACCUACAUUGGCAAAACACAGCGAAUCCAACGUGCACGUGCAGCUCUGUGUAAUUUGUAUAAAUGGAGGUUGUAAUGGAGAAAGUACAUAACAUUAUUUUAUCAUUAAUACAGGAAAAAAGUUAGCCUUAGCAUGUAGCUAACUACUAUCAUGUGUGCUGAUAAUUGAUCAUAUUGCGGUAAAGUAAAAGUGUAUUAAACAUUAGUAUACUUAAGGUACAUUAUCAAAUGCCCUAACAGUAGCCCCGCCCACAGCCCCUGACGCAAGCGGUUCUUUAGUCUAGACCAGCAACGUUUUGGUGCUACUUAAGAACCACUUUUCCUGGUUCAGAGCCGGUGCUUUGGCUGUCGAAAAAGAAAGAACUGGUUCUAAAUUAGGCUCUGAACCAGCACUCAAACUGCCUCGGUGGAAAAGGGGCAAAUGUCUGUGUGGAAGUUUUCGUUCUUCGCAUACGUUUCCUUGUGUUCCAUCAUGACGGUUGAGGUUUGAGCACUUUAGGUAUCCCUGUUGGUUCUAUGAGAGCAUAUAUUCCACCCAUCCUCUAAGUCUACUUUCCUUCCAUUUGUUUGUGCACAGAAACUGGAAAUGUCAUGCAGAACAUAAAAGUAUCCUGUGAAAAUGUUUGAAGCAGUUUUUGAGGUAGUUUUUAAAUCCGCUGCAUAGAGAGUAGCUCCCUACAGUCGUGCUACAGUAAGUUGAGCGAGUGAAGUCUUUUAAAUGCAGCACAUAUCAGCGUUUCUACAGGAGUGAGUGACAGGAUGUGUAAAGCAGCUUGUGGCCCAUUCCUGAUGGUUAAGAACAGAAGGGUUACUGUACACCAAGUCAUAAUUCUUUCUCUUGAUUAUCUUCUCAGCCAGAAGAGCAGAAUGGUUUCAUAUCCUUGCUCUUGGCUAAAGUAGCCACUAAGAUUCACAAUCCCAAAUAAUCAAAACCUACAGAUGACAAUCCUGGGUGCAGUAGUUUGUUAUAUCGUUAUAGACAGUUUCUGUUCGUAAUAACGGCUUCAUGGUGUUAAGUCUAAACGCACUACAAGCAUGUCAUUAUGUGUAAUCCACCACAGGUAACACAGGUACUUUAUUAUGAGACACUAUGUAAUAUGUAACUGUAUAUUAUGAGACUGAACCACAAUCCAUUUCUCUUCCUCUCCAUAUCAGGGGUCCACCGUACGCCCUGGCUUUGGUUUCCUGCGUGAC
This is a messenger RNA of Tachysurus fulvidraco (yellow catfish), 5138 nucleotides long. RefSeq names its product mediator complex subunit 16 (gene med16). The record is from RefSeq and is a predicted model, not a curated record. Gene Ontology annotation, biological process: positive regulation of DNA-templated transcription. The coding region runs from base 388 to 2421 and encodes 677 amino acids. Gene Ontology annotation, molecular function: protein binding. NCBI's taxonomy places the organism in Eukaryota, Metazoa, Chordata, Actinopteri, Siluriformes, Bagridae. The transcript has 11 exons. Gene Ontology annotation, cellular component: mediator complex.